Schistosoma mattheei is the source of this 240-nucleotide messenger RNA. NCBI's taxonomy places the organism in Eukaryota, Metazoa, Platyhelminthes, Trematoda, Strigeidida, Schistosomatidae. The record is from the annotation of a GenBank genome assembly.
AUGCUGCAUGUAGAAUUGAUAACAUUCAUAGUAAAGUAUCCCUUGAAAAAAAUAUUACCUCAUAAAAUAUUGGAAGAAAUAUUAGAAGCAGAAAAUUAUUAUGCAUUUUUACAAUCCACUAUCAAUCUUGUCAAUCAAUUAUGGAAUCCAUUCAUGAAUUCAUUACAAUCAAAUCAUGAUUGGAAUUUAGAUUCAUUUCAAUUUGCAUCAGAUAUAUGGAGAUUAAAACGAAAUGAAUAA